Molecule: messenger RNA, 324 nt
Organism: Olea europaea var. sylvestris
Lineage: Eukaryota; Viridiplantae; Streptophyta; Magnoliopsida; Lamiales; Oleaceae
Exons: 1
Coding region: 1-324 (107 amino acids)
Source: RefSeq, a predicted model, not a curated record
AUGCCAUGUCCACAUGCAUUGGCUGUAACAACUAAACGGGAUCCGUACGAUUAUUAUUCGUACUUCUACACCCGUGAAGCGUACAUGAAUGCGUACCAAUACACAGUAUACCCAGUGGGGAAUCCAAAUGAGUGGAUUGUGCCACUGAAAGUUGAAGACGUAAUUGUCCUGAUACCUAAUCAGAAAAUGAGCUCUGGCAGACCUGCUGAAAAGAGGAGAAGAUCGUGCAUUGAUGGGAAACAAAUGGUGAAAUGUGGACGUUGUGAAAGUAGUGGUCACAAUCACAGGACAUGCAACAACCUGCUUCCAUUAACGAAAAAAUAA